AUGGAACACUUCGUCACCCCACUUCCUUCAGCCGAAAGCGAAGCGAACAGGGUCGAGUAUCAACCCACCAACAUCGAAGCCGAGGCCAACAAGCAGCGCAGGAAAGUCCAGAACCGAAAGAACCAAAGGGCGCAUCUGCGCGACAAUCUCAUCAGGCAUGAGGGACUCUUCGAUCCCUGGGAGCUAUUGCAGGAUCUCAUUGGCGAGCUCAUGGGUGCUACGCCGAUCCAAGAGCGACGAGGUAUGCCUCUUGCUAUCAAGGUUUCUGACCCUAAGGUUGUGUCAAAACCGCCGACCGCAGUAGUAGCACGUGAUGAGGAUGAGGUUACUGCGGGUCGCAAGGGACUCGUUGUUUGGGGUGAGCCGCACGACAUGAAGAGUUGGGAGGCUACCCCUGGCUUUCUGGCUAAGUGGUCAUGGGCCGUACAGGGAUGCGACGAUUUGCUUGUAUCUAGUAACCGCUGGAGGUUGAUGAGGGGAGAGGAACCUUUGCGUCUUCCUUUGAUGGAAGAUUAG
This is a messenger RNA of Alternaria infectoria, 516 nucleotides long. RefSeq lists its product as uncharacterized. The record is from RefSeq and is a predicted model, not a curated record. Bases 1 to 516 code for a protein of 171 amino acids. The transcript is spliced from 2 exons. Lineage: Eukaryota; Fungi; Ascomycota; Dothideomycetes; Pleosporales; Pleosporaceae.